Molecule: messenger RNA, 888 nt
Organism: Miscanthus lutarioriparius
Lineage: Eukaryota; Viridiplantae; Streptophyta; Magnoliopsida; Poales; Poaceae
Source: the annotation of a GenBank genome assembly
AUGGCAGCAAGAAGAGCUUCCACGCAUGCGGCGGAAGCACUCGUCAAGAUGACAUGCGUGGUGGCACUCGCCAUCGCGCUGCUCGCGUCAUGCUGCGCGGCUUCCUCGAGGUCGCUGCUGGUCUCCUCCUCAUUCGUCGACGCACCGGAAGGCAGCCAACAGGCCGGUGCCCCGGCGCCGGCGGCGGUGCCGGUGCUAGAGCCGCAGCCGCCGGCUGCAGAUGCCGCAGCCCCGCCGGCGGUGGGAACUCCAGAGUCCGCCCCUGUCGUCGCCACGCCGCCGCCGUUGACGGGUCACCAUGGCCAGCACGUGAAGAGCAAGCACAAGGACCACGAGAAGGCAGCGCCACCACCCAAGCCGAAGCACCACCACCCGAAGGCGCCGCCCAAGCACCACGGGCACCAUGCGCCUCCGGAGCCGGAGCCGGCCGUUUCGCCACCCGCGCCUCCGCCGGAGCCGUACACACCAGGUGCGCCGGCGGCCGACAGCCCCCACGGCCAGCAGAACCCACCGUGGCCGUUCCCGUGGCCGCGCCCGCCGGGCACCGGCCACUGGCCGCCGCUGCCGCCGUUCCCGCUCCACCCGCCGCCGCUGCCUGCAUGGCCGCACCCGCAGCCGCACCCAGGGAACAACCCGUGGCCGCACCCCGGCCCGGGCGGCAAGUGGCCGCCGCUGCCCUCGUUCCCGUUCCACCCGCCGCCGGUGCCCGCGUGGCCGCACCCGGGGGGCAACUGGCCGCCGCUGCCGCCGUUUCCGUUCCACCCGCCGCCCAUGCCGGCGUGGCCGUGGCCUCGUCAUCCAGGAAACCCGUGGACGCCACCGUCCGCGUCCUUGCACGGCAGCGAUGGCGUCCCUGCCACGACGGUGCAGCAGGACCCCAAGAACUGA